Molecule: messenger RNA, 765 nt
Organism: Aplosporella prunicola CBS 121167
Lineage: Eukaryota; Fungi; Ascomycota; Dothideomycetes; Botryosphaeriales; Aplosporellaceae
Exons: 1
Coding region: 122-607 (161 amino acids)
Source: RefSeq, a predicted model, not a curated record
CUACCACACCGAAUACCGAGACAAGCACUGCAGAAUGCCAUAAUCAGGAGUAGCCAUUGUCACCCAGCCCAAUAGCCCACAAGCACAACCCCCCCAGCACAACACCUCAUAAAGCAAAACUAUGCAUUCGGCCUCGCCACGCGGAGAAUAUAGCUGCAUAUCGACGGGCGUACGAACAAAACCAGGGCAGGAAACCUGCCCGACCCUUCAUGCAGUAAAACCAAGACAAGACAAGACACCACCACUCCCAUCUCCACCGACGCAACACAAGCAAGCCACAGCCCCUGCAGCGCACGAUGAAGAAGAAGAAGAAGAAGAAGAACGCUCUCCGCACAGGAAACCGCCCGCAGCCACGCCACCACCACGUCCCACCAACGUCUUGUGCGCCGCCCUGAAACCCACCAUCCUCAUCUGCCGCCCUCGCUGCUUUCAGCUGUGCCACCAUACACUGCACCAAUUAACACCAACCAGAACUGCCAUCACCAGCAGCAGCAGCAGCAGCAUAGCGAGCACACCAACCGCCAGCCCCUCGAUCCCAAACAAGCUCGCCACGCACGCAGCGUCGCACAGCAGGCCGACACCUGUACGACAUGGCAUGCGCAUCUAGCUGCAGUGUCUGCAGACGCUGCAGGUGCUGCAGAAGGGAAAAACCAGGGCCGCAACGGAACCUCUUGGCGCCGAUAUGCGCGGGCUAGAACUGUGCGUGCAUGCGUGCGUGCGUAACUGCUGUGUCGGACGGCGCGGGUUAUAGCUCUGUCGGCGAGC